CUCCUGAUGGCAUUCCUCUAGCAGCACCCCAGAGCUCCCCAAGCACACCCCGCCGGCAACAAUGGCGGCGUGCAACAGCAUGCUCCUGUACCACUUCCUCGGGCUAGCCUCCCUGGCGGCAGUGUUCUACUUCUCCCUCCUCGGCGAGGUGAACCUCCGCUUCCCGGGCCUCCUCCCGUCCCCACGCAGCUCCAUGAUCCAGCCCCAGCCACACGACGCGUCCCUCCCCUUCGUGGAGCGGCGCGGCGUGCAGCUGUUCCUGGAGGACCGGCCAUUCUACAUCAACGGGUGGAACUCGUACUGGCUCAUGGCCCAGUCCGUGGAGACGUCGAGCCGCCACCGCGUCUCCGGCAUGUUCCGCGCCGCCACCGGGAUGGGGCUCACCGUGUGCCGCACCUGGGCCUUCAACGACGGCGGCUACAACGCGCUCCAGCUCGCCCCGGGCCGCUUCGACGAGCGCGUGUUCAAGGCGCUGGACCGGGUGGUGGUGGAGGCCCGGCAGCACGGCGUGCGCCUCAUCCUCAGCCUGGCCGACAACCUGGAGGCGUACGGCGGGAAGACGCAGUACGUGAAGUGGGCGUGGGACGAAGGCGUCGGCCUCACCGCCUCCAACGACUCCUUCUUCUUCGACCCCGCCAUCCGCGACUACUUCAAAGUCUACAUCAAGGCAUUGCUCACAAGGAAGAACCACUUGACCGGGGUGCAGUACAAGGACGACCCUACCAUCUUGGCGUGGGAGCUGAUGAACGAGCCCAGAUGCAUCACAGAUCCGUCUGGUAACACUCUGCAGCGUUGGAUCGAGGAGAUGGCGUCGUAUGUGAAAUCGAUCGACAGGAGGCAUCUGCUGACCGUGGGCACGGAGGGGUUCUACGGCCCGACGAGCCCGCCGGAGAAGCUGAGCGUCAAUCCGGGGCAUUGGUUCAACAACUACGGCCUUGACUUCAUCCGCAACUCCAAGAUCUCGGACAUCGACUUCGCCUCCGUCCAUCUCUACCCCGACAACUGGCUGCAGAAGGCCAAUCUGGAAGACAAGCUCAAGUUCGUGACGCAGUGGGUGACCUCCCACUUCGAGGACGGCGACAAGGAGCUGAACAAGCCGGUCCUGCUGACGGAGUUCGGCCUGUCGCGCCUGGUGAAGGGCUUCGACCAGUCCCACCGCGACGCCUUCUACAAGGCGGUGUACGACAUCGCGCACGAGUCGGCCCAGAGGGGCGGCGCCGGCGCCGGCGCCAUGGUGUGGCAGCUCGCCGUCGAGGACAUGGAGGACUACCACGACGCCUUCUCCAUCGUGCCCAGCGAGACGCCGUCGAUGCAGAAGCUGCUGAAGGAGCAGUCGUGCCGGCUGGCCGCGCUGAGGCACGGUGAGGCCGAGGCCAAGAUCCUGAAGACGGUGUGCGCCUGAUUCUCUCUGAUGCAGGUUGUGAUGAGAUUCAGAGAUUGUGAUGAGAUUGAGCACGAAACGGAUCGAAGAGAUCCAGCGUGCAUGUGCCGUCCCGUGACACGAAUCGGCGCCGACGUCGGCAGAUCUGCAUACCUGACCCGCUGUUUCAGUAUUUUGUUUGCUGUGUUGUUGUACUUGUACCUGCCCUUGACCUUUGAUAUUCAAGUCACUGUCGAGCGGCAGAAGAGGCCGAUUAUAUAUA
Messenger RNA from Lolium rigidum, 1643 nucleotides. Its product is annotated as mannan endo-1,4-beta-mannosidase 2-like. NCBI's taxonomy places the organism in Eukaryota, Viridiplantae, Streptophyta, Magnoliopsida, Poales, Poaceae. The coding region runs from base 62 to 1402 and encodes 446 amino acids. Gene Ontology annotation, molecular function: hydrolase activity, hydrolyzing O-glycosyl compounds. Gene Ontology annotation, biological process: carbohydrate metabolic process. The record is from RefSeq and is a predicted model, not a curated record. The transcript has 4 exons.